This is a messenger RNA of Microthlaspi erraticum, 1191 nucleotides long. The record is from the annotation of a GenBank genome assembly. NCBI's taxonomy places the organism in Eukaryota, Viridiplantae, Streptophyta, Magnoliopsida, Brassicales, Brassicaceae.
AUGGUUCCGAUUGAUGACGCGGAGAUACUGAGAACCAAACCAGAAUCGGCUGUUUUGUGCUCCGAUGAUGGCAAAACUGUUGCCGACACUCCCAGUUUUAUCGACGGAUUCUCUUUACUUGUUCGGAUAUGCACCGGAGUCCGAAUCUCAGAUCAACCUGUUGAGGUAAUAAAAGUGUGUGCUUUGAAUUUGAUCUCGCAACAGAGACAUGUGUAUGUUAAGAAGGAACUGGUUGACGCAAGAAAGGUGAAAGUUGAAGACGGAGUCUUUCCGGUGGAGAAAGAUUGGUUCUUGGUUGGGAGAUCGCUUGUCACAGCUACUUCCACUAGUAAAGGAAGGAAAUUGGAAGAUAAUGAGGUUGUGGAUUUCAAAUUUCCCACUACUAUCAAUUGUAAAGUCCCCGGCAUUAUUCGUUUCUCUACUAAACGAUGCGGAGAGAUUGGUAGGCUUCCGAUGGAUUGGUCGAAUUGGGCAGUGUUUCUUUUGAGAUCUGGUAAGGUCAAAAUGCUAGGCAGGUGUGUUGCGGCACCAAAGUUUCUUCAGAUGAUGCAAGAUAUUAUGCUUUACGUUAGCUCAAUAUUCAUUGAUGUUAGCAAAUCCACUUGGCAUAUUGGUUGUUUUCCAAAUAUUGAUUCCACUCUUCAUCCUCUUCUCCAACUGUUCAAACACUUGACAAUCAAACCUUAUCAAAAGGCAUGCGGAGUUCUCUCCUCAAGAACUCGACUCUCACAAACGGUCGCUGAAUUUGGGGAUGACAUUGACGAAAGAGCAGCGUUGCUGGCUGUAGCGAAAAGAAGGAAAGGCUGUGAACAUUAUAUAGAGCAGAGCAAAGAUGAAGAGAAUCGUGUUGUUGACGCUGCAGAUUCAUAUAACCUGGAGAUGUCUGAAUCUGAAAAAGGAAUUGAUGUUGACAAGGCAGCUGAAACUCUAGAUCCUUGCUGGGAGGUUUACCGAAUCUGUGACGAAUAUUGGCAGAUGCACUGGACAUGGAAAAACUGUGACGACAUACUUGCAAGACCAGGCCGUGGUAACCCGGAAAAUGAAGAAGACUUUGCGCCGGCGGCAGAUGUUACUGCGGAUAAACCUAAGAGGAAGGAGAGCCAUCAUAGAGCACCAACGAUUAUGAAGGCAAAAGGAGGAACCCUUAUUGUUUGUCCCAUGACAUUGUUAAGCCAAUGGAAGAUGAUUUGA